UCCGCUUGUGGCCGGCCGGCCCGGGAGGUAGCGGUUCCUCACAGCCGGGAUGCAGCGAACCCUAGGCAAAGCCCUGACCGCCCCCCAGCCCCAGGAGCGCCCCCCGCCCCCCGCCGGCGGCUGUAAGGCCUCCACCGAGGCGCGGGUGCUGGUCAUCAACACGGGCGGCACCAUCGGCAUGGUGCAGGACAUCAAGGGACUUGCUCCAGAGGCCAAUAAGUUAGUGAGCAGCUUGAAGACCAUGCCAAUGCUGCAUGACGAAGAAUAUGCCCAGGAAGCAAAAUUAGACAACUUCCACGAAUUUCCUGAAAACACAUUGGUGCUCCCUGUCUCUAAGCAAAACAAAAGAAUUUUCUACACAAUUCUGGAGCUGUCACCACUACUUGAUUCUUCGAACAUGACACCAGAAGACUGGGCCAAAAUUGCAAAGAAACUUGAGGAGCACUAUGAAAAGUAUGAUGGUUUUGUGAUCCUUCAUGGCACCGAUACGAUGGCAUAUACAGCUUCAGCCUUAUCCUUCAUGUGUGAGAAUCUGGGUAAAACCGUUGUUCUGACAGGAUCACAGGUGCCCAUAUAUGAGUUGCAGAAUGACGGCCGAGCCAACCUUCUGGGGGCGCUGCUCUUCGCUGGGCAGUUUGUGAUUCCUGAGGUGUGCCUGUAUUUUUAUAAUAAACUGUACAGGGGAAAUAGGGUGACUAAGGUGGAUGCUGGGAGUUUCAAUGCCUUUUCCUCACCUAACCUGCCUCCACUUGCAAAUGCUGAGGUUGAUAUUACAAUAAACUGGGAAACGGUGUGGAGAGCCAAUACCAAAAAGAAAUUUCGAGUUCACACCAAUAUGAACAGGAACGUUGGGCUUCUGCGAAUCUUCCCAGGAAUCACUGCUGCUGCUGUAAAAGCAUUUCUUCAGCCUCCAAUUGAGGGCAUUGUACUUGAAACAUAUGGAACUGGCAAUGCCCCAAAUAACAGAGAAGACUUGCUAGAGGAACUCAAGAAAGCAACCGGACGAAAAGUAGUGAUUCUAAACUGCACCCAGUGCUUACGAGGGUCUGUUACAACAGUCUACGCAACAGGGCAGACUCUCGCUGAUGUUGGAGUAAUUCCUGGAGGUGAUAUGACACCAGAGGCUGCCUUAACUAAACUGUCAUACACGCUUAGCAAGCAUAAGCUUAGCUGGGAGGAGAAGAGGCAGAUGCUGAGUGAGAAUCUAAGAGGAGAAAUGACUGUUGUACCCACAGGAACCAAGAUCUCUCUGAGAGAUAGCAAGUUUAUUCAAGCGAUUGCCAGAUCUCUAAGUAUGAGCUGCAAGGAGGAGUUAGAAGCUGUAAGAGAUGCAUUAAUUCCACUUCUGGCUUGUGCUGCAGCGAAACUGGGUGACAUAGAUGCAAUAAGAGCCAUAGCAGAAAUGGGUGGAAACUUGAGUUGUGAAGACUACGAUGGUCGAACUCCACUUCAUAUUGCAGCCUCUGAAGGUCAUUUGCCAUUAGUUGAGUAUUUGUUGACAUCUGGUGCAACUGUUUAUGCUAGAGACAGAUAUGGAUCUACGCCACUGAUGAAUGCAAUCAAGUUCAGGCACAUACAAGUGAUCAGUUUAUUACGAGAAACGGGAGCACACCUUUCAAAACAUGACUUGGAGAAUACUGGAGCAACACUCUGCAGUCUUGCAGCUAAAGGUGACGUGGAUGGGCUGCAUGCCUGGUACCUAGCUGGUGCAGACCUGAAGCAAACUGGCUAUGAUGGCAAAAAUCCCCAACAAGUAGCAGAGGAUACAGGGCGUAAUGAGGUUCUUGAGUUCUUCAGACGGCUUCCGUAAAAGAAGGCUGCAGAAGAUGGUCACUCCUCUUCAGAAAUACCAGCUUUGAACCAGAAAUGGUGUUAAGCAGUUACAGGGAGAAAAAAAAAUGGAAAGAAACAUUGCUAGUGGCACACGGAGCUUACAGGGCUUAGAAAUACUAUUUUUUUAGGAACAUGUUACGUUCUGAUUUUAUAAAAAUGAUUUUCUGCUUUAUGUUUUUAUUUUUUUAAGAAAAAUAUAACCAAUUGAGGCUGGAAUGUAUUGUCUUUACUGUGCAACUUCUGUUUUUAGACCUCAUGAAUCUUCUUCACAUCUUUGCAUCAUUGUUAAAUCACUGUGGACAGUUAAAUCUUACAUUGAAUCACUGUGGACAGUAUUGCAGGCAUAGCAAAAGGAUAUGAUGUGCUGAAUUCCUACCAAUAGAAAACAGUGCAUUGUAGGUUUCUGUGUUUCAACUAAUAAAAAUCUCUGAGGAACAA
Messenger RNA from Oxyura jamaicensis (ruddy duck), 2271 nucleotides. It is a transcript of the gene ASPG, whose product is annotated as asparaginase. The record is from RefSeq and is a predicted model, not a curated record. The transcript is spliced from 16 exons. Gene Ontology annotation, biological process: amino acid metabolic process. Bases 50 to 1810 code for a protein of 586 amino acids. Lineage: Eukaryota; Metazoa; Chordata; Aves; Anseriformes; Anatidae. Gene Ontology annotation, molecular function: protein binding; asparaginase activity.